GACAGGCAACCGGGUUGGGGGAGGCUGAAGUGCCUUGGGGGUCCUGAUCUCUGUCCUCGUGACUGCUGGAGGAGGAGGAGGAGGGCCUCCUUUACUCCAACUAAAGGACGCAGGCGUUCCUGACUGCCCCUGAUGGACCAGGGCGAGGACCCUAUAGGGUCCUAUAAGCAAGAAGAUGGUGCAGGUGGAGGAGAGAAUAUGACUGCUGGUUCGGUGUGUGUCCCUCAGAUCAUACCACUUCGGGUGCCUCAACCUGGAAAAGCAAAUCAUGAAAUUGAUAACAAUACUUUUUUGGAAAUGAAAUCAGGUCUCACAAAGUUGCUGAGCUGUCCUCAAACUUGUGAUCCUAUUGCUUCAGCCUCCCAAAUACCUGGGAUUACAGAUACCCCAGAUGUCAACAUAUAUUAUACCCUGGAUGGUAGCAAACCUGAAUUUCUGAAGAGAAUUGGUUAUGGAGAAAAUAAUACGUUUAAGUAUACAAAACCUAUUACUCUGCCUGAUGGAAAAAUACAAGUUAAAGCUAUUGCAGUCUCUAAAGACUGCAGACAGAGUGGAAUUGUAACUAAGGUAUUUCAGGUAGAUUAUGAACCACCAAAUACAGUUUCUUCUGAAGACAAUGUUGAAAAUAUUCUCAAAGUUUCUUCAAAGGAAUUAAAAAAUGGAUUUGUUGGACCAAAAUUAAAGAAGAAAUAUAAGAACACUGAAAAUAAACCUAGUUGGAAUGUUAACCUUAGAAAGUUUCCAGACCUUGAGUUAGAUGAAAGAACUGACCCUAAAACUCUGAAAGAUCUUCGCUUCUCAGAAAGCCCAUUAGAAAUCCCAGCUUACCAUGAAGGAUCAAGUUCUAGACCACCCACUCAACAGUCCCAGUCUCCUGGUUUUGCACACAUAACUGGCCAGAAAAGUUUGACAAGAACAGAGAUCAUGAGGAUUCAAAGAGAGACAGACUUCCUCAAGUGUGCCCACUGUCUGGCUCCCCGCCCAUCUGAUCCCUUUGCUCGCUUCUGUCAAGAGUGUGGUGCUCCUGUCCCUCCCAUAUUUGGCUAUCGUCUUCCACCCCCAGAAGGAGCGCAGAUGGGCUUGUGUGCAGAAUGUGGAAGCCUGGUCCCCAUGAACACGCCCAUCUGUGUGGUGUGUGAGGCCCCUCUUGCUCCACAGCUGUGGCCACAGGCAAGCCUCCACUUGAAGGAGAAAGUAGUCUGCCGCACCUGUGGCACAGGGAAUCCUGCUCACCUGAGAUACUGUGUCACCUGUGAGGGGACUCUGCCUUCAGCACAAGAGUCGAUAUGCAAUGGAGAUAAAACUCCUCCUCCGCCCACCCAGAAAGGAGACACCAUUUCCUGCUUCUGUGGUCGCCAGAAUGUCUGCGAGGCGUCCUUCUGUGACUGGUGUGGAGCCACACUUAGAAUUCCUGCUACCCACUCUGUUUGCCCUAAAUGUGGAGCCAGCAAUCACCUGUCUGCCCGAUUCUGUGGCUCCUGUGGAAUUUAUGUGAAGUCCAUGGCAAGAUUCAGCUGGGACAGCAGCCUAGCAACAGUUGCUGGAGAACUUCACCCUUUUUCUGAGCACCGAUCUGCCUGGCAGCCCCUAAAUGUUCCUUUGCCCAGAUCUGACACUGGGGCAAAGAAGGAGAUGGGCACACAGACGGUUGGCCUGUUCUACCCUUCUGGCAGGCUGCUAGCAAAGAAGGAGCUGGAAAUGGUUUCUCAACAGCAGAGACAAGAGAAGAGGAGCGACCACAAGCCUCCCCUCACAGCCAUCAGCCCAGGAAGGGGAUACUGGAGAAGACAAUUGGAUCACAUCUCUGCUCACCUCAGGUCUUAUGCUCAGAACAACCCUGAAUUCCGGGCCUUGAUUGCAGAACCCAGGAUGGGAAAGCUUAUCUCUGCUACUGUCCAUGAAGAUGGCUGUGAAGUUAGCAUCAGACUGAAUUAUAUUCAAGUCUCAAACAAGAACCUAUACUUCAGCAAGGCAGUGAAUUUCAGUGACCAGUUUCUGAACAGUGUCACCGAGGGUGGUAAUGGGCUAUACAGCAGCAGGACCAGCUUGGUGAGCGAUUACAGCCAGAGUAUCUUAGAUACCAAUGAAAAAAUCAAGAGGAUGAGGAAUCUCCAGAUCAAAAAAUUUCACAAAAAGAAAGAGCACCUUACAAGGGAGAAUCCUUUACAAGACUGAAUUAGAAUUAAAGUUCUCAUCAGUUUCCUGAAUCAUAUCUUUUUCCUCUGGAGUCUGUUCUGUUUGCCCAUCAUUCUCUGUUUUGUAUUUGUCUGGACUCAAAUAUGUGAUGCUCCUUGGUUUUCUGGUCAUUUGACAAAUGAAGAACUAGUUGGAUUAGCACUGGUGCCUGGUGUGGGUGCCCAGCAUGGGUGUGUGGGUCUGAAGUCCUUGUGUAGAUAGGUGGUUAUUUUGUGGGAUAGGCUUUCCUGCUGGUGUUGUGCAAAGGUCCGGAGAAAGCAUGUGGGUCCCAAGCAUUGUCAGUGCAGAAGGUCUUUCUUCUGGUGCAAAGGUGUUGGUGGUGUGACAUAUUCUCCUAUGUUUCAGUUCUGCAAGGAGCUGUCUUUCCUCCCUUGUCCUUCCCACCCUCCCCUGAAUUUGUCAUGGAGGUCUUGGGCUCUGCAAUUCUCUCUUCUUGGGCUCUAGUGCUCCCAGGAGAUGACUUUGUUGGGCAAAUCAUGUACUUUCUAGAAAGUGGUUGUCAGGGUUUAACAGAAUGCAUGAGCUUUCUUUCUCCUUAUGUGAGAUAGGAGGGAAAGGGCAUCUUAGCUACUCAUAGUGAGCCCUUUAGUAGUACACUCAUGCAUUUAACCUGUACAGAAUACCUACCCUCCUUUGUGAUUAACUUUGAGUUUCUGCAGGAUACCCCUGGAGAGAAACACUCAGGCUUCUGGUGUCUUCAGCUGGUUUUUCUUUGCUUUGAUUUCUCUGCCAGUCAGAUUUCAUCUAUUUUCAGUCUUAGAGUUCCUCAAAAUUACUGGAAAACUAAAAUGAUAGAUUCCCUUUCAGAGUUUCCCACAGCUCAUAGUGAGUUUUGCUUUUCAAAAAAUAUGCAUCAUUAAUAAUUCCAAAAGGGUUUUGGAGAAAGGAAUGGUGGAUGCCCUUGCUCUCUCCCCCACUCUGCCUUUUGGUUGGUCCUCUUUGGCUUCAGCACAGAAAACAGCACUGAUUAGCAGCAAGCCCCUGGAGAUGGAGAUGGACACAAUGUGGUGCUUACCCUCCAUCUGGUUCCACCAGUUUCUAGAGGCUUCCUCUGUUUUGCACGCCCCCGCCAUCCAGCUUGCAUCAUGAUUCCGCCAAAGGCAGGAGCUCUGUUCUUUAUCUUUUUUUUCCCCAGCAUGUGCUUUGCGUGUAAUCAAUACCAAUAAAUUUGGGAAGAAGAUGUUAGCAUUUUUUUUAAUUUUAAUUGCUUAUGAUUCUUUGUGCUCUCCACCUCCUCCAGUUUGAAAUAUUGUAAUGAGUAUAAGAGAAGGUAUAGAGCCCCAUGAACUCAACAAUUUGCAUCUUUGGAGACUGUACCCUUUCUCUGCAUGUGGUCUGAAUCUCCCAUUGUUAUGCUCCUUUACUUUCUCAUUUGCAUUUAUGAGCUAAAUGUCAGCAGCACUGAUAUUUAUCCACUAAUUCAUUCAUUACUUUUGAGCCCACCUGUAUAAGGCAUGGUUCUAGGUGCUGAAAAUAAAAUGUGAACCCAAGUUAUAAAGAUCUCAGACCUCAUGAAGCAAACAUUCUAGAGGAUUCUAGUAUAUUUUUCUAAAAGGAGCCAAAUUCAUUAUAAACAAGAACACCUCCCAGAAUCCUCCUGGAGUUUACUGAUUAGAUUAUGGUGGGGCUGGGGAUGUGGCUCAAGCGGUAGCGCGCUUGCCUGGCAUACCUGCGACCAGGGUUCGAUCCUCGGCACCACAUACAAACAAAGAUGUUGUGUCCACCGAAAACUAAAAAAUAAAUAUUAAAAAAAAAUGUUUCAGAUUUUAUAGCAUUUAAAAAAAAAAAUAGAUUACGGUGCCUUGUUCCAAGAUACUAGAGAGAUGGGGUGGCCAAGGGACAAGGAAGCGGUAGAUACAGCCUGAACCCAACCUCUUCUGAAAAGCUUAGAGGCCCAGGGAACCAGGGAGGAGCAGGUUUUAUUUCCAUUUCACACACAGGCCAGUUGUGGUUCUGCUUGAAAUUUAUAUAUAAAUAUAAAUUUCAUAGCACUUUGAAAAUAGACAAAUUCUUUUUUUAAAUAUUUUUUUUAGUUGUAGGUAGACUCAAUACCUUUAUUUACUUAUUUAUUUUUUAAAUGUGGUGCUGAGGACCAGUGCCUCACACGUGCGAGGUAAGCAUUCUACCACUGAGCCACAACCCCAGCCCUAAAAAAACAAAUUCUUAAAGAUUUCUGACAAUAAGCCAGAUAUGGUGAUGCACACCUGUAAUCCCAGCAGCUUGGGAGGCAGAGGUAGGAGGAUCUUGAGUUCAAAGCCAGCCUCAGCAACUUAUCGAGGCCCUAUGUACCUUGGCCAGUCUCUGUCUUAAAAUAAAAAAAUAAAAAGGAAUAGGUAUGUGGCUCAGUGGUUAAGCAUCCCUUGAGUUUAAUCUCUGGUACCAAAAAAAAAAAAAAAAGCAGAUUUCUGACAAUAAAUGACAGGGAUUCGUUUUCUUAACAAGAAGUUGACUAUGGAUUCACUCAUUUCUUAGGCAAGCAUGGGUUCUGAACUCUCAUAUUUAGUCUGACAUUGAACACUUUAUAAAGCAUGCUAAGUAAAUUUUAGGUGUUCACCUGGCUGCUUUUUCUAGAAAUACACAUUAGGGAACUAGCCUGGAAUUUCUGGAGUUUUGUGAGGUUUCCCAUCACACCCCUACCCUUAAAAAUAUAAAACAAUAUUAGUGUAGUGACCUUGCCCAAGACAAGGUUUUGGAGACCAGAAAGAUUAACAUUAGAUGUGUAUGUUUGUGCUGUUGGCUUUUGAAGACCAUAUGUGCACACACACAAACACAGAAAUAUGCUCACACGUGUACUCUCAUGGUCACACACACCCAUCCAUGUGGCUCAGAAUUCAACUGAGAAUGAGACACUAUGCUUGGUGAGGAAGCAUUUGCCUUGAGUGUUAGACCUGGAAAUCAACAGUGCAGAUAUUUUGAGGCAGUGGAAAUGACCCAUGUUCUAUAAUC
Molecule: messenger RNA, 5142 nt
Organism: Marmota monax (woodchuck)
Lineage: Eukaryota; Metazoa; Chordata; Mammalia; Rodentia; Sciuridae
Gene: Dzank1
Product: double zinc ribbon and ankyrin repeat domains 1
Exons: 19
Coding region: 133-2175 (680 amino acids)
Biological process (GO): eye photoreceptor cell development
Molecular function (GO): protein binding
Source: RefSeq, a predicted model, not a curated record